AUGGAAGCUAAGAGCAAUGAAAGUAUUGACCUCCUAUCUAUCUUCCUGACUGGCAUCCCAGGACUGGAAGACCAACAUGGCUGGCUUUCCAUCCCCUUCUUCAUAAUGUACAUUGUGGCCAUUGUGGGCAACAGCCUAAUCAUGGCAGCAGUGCAGUCCAACCCUGCCCUCCAUGAGCCCAUGUACCUGUUCCUCUCCAUGUUGGCUGUCACUGAGGUGGGAGUCUCUCUGUCUACACUGCCUACUGUCUUGGGCAUUCUUUGGUUUGAUGCUCGCAGGAUUGAUUUUGAUGGCUGCCUGGCCCAGAUGUUCUUCAUUCACACCUUCUCCUGCAUGGAGUCAGGGGUCCUGUUUGCCAUGAGUUAUGAUCGGUUCGUAGCCAUCUACAACCCACUGCGCUAUACAGCUAUCCUGACCCUGCCCCGUAUCAUCUCCAUGGGUCUGAGCAUUACAGUAAAGAGUGUGGCACUCAUGGCCCCACUUCCAGUCCUUUUGAGGCAACUGCCAUAUUGUCACACUAAUGUCCUCUCCCAUUCCUACUGCCUCCACUCAGACUUGAUCCAGCUGCCCUGUGCUGAUACUAAACUCAACAGCAUCCUGGGUUUGGCUAUUGUCCUGGCCACUUUUGGGCUGGACUCACUGCUCAUCAUGGUCUCAUAUGUGCUGAUUCUUUGUACAGUGCUGAGCAUUUCUUCUGGGGAGGGGCGGUGGAAGGCUCUCAAUACAUGUGUGUCACACAUCUGUGCAGUGCUUGUGUACUACGUUCCUAUGAUUGGUGUGUCUGUGAUGCAUCGUGCUGCUAAACAUGCUUCACCCAUCAUCCACACACUCAUGUCUAGCAUCUAUCUCUUUGUGCCUCCUGUGCUCAACCCCAUCAUCUACAGUGUUAAGACUCAGCCAAUCCGAGAGGGAAUUGUCACCUUGUUUUCCAGCAAGAGGGAAUUGUUCUGA
This is a messenger RNA of Lepus europaeus (European hare), 951 nucleotides long. RefSeq names its product olfactory receptor 51I2-like. The record is from RefSeq and is a predicted model, not a curated record. Gene Ontology annotation, biological process: G protein-coupled receptor signaling pathway. The transcript has a single exon. Lineage: Eukaryota; Metazoa; Chordata; Mammalia; Lagomorpha; Leporidae. Gene Ontology annotation, cellular component: membrane. Bases 1 to 951 code for a protein of 316 amino acids. Gene Ontology annotation, molecular function: olfactory receptor activity; G protein-coupled receptor activity.